GACCCUUCUGCCUAAGAUUAGUAUUUAGAGGCUGGAGCACUAAAAUGAAGCCGAAAACUAUUUCUAGGCUGAGUCCUUAAGACUUAAUGUUUUGAGCUGCGUACUGCAUGAAGGAAUUAAGGACCCUUGUAUUCCUUCCAAGGACAGGUACUCAAUUAAAAUUGCAUUUGCUGAACUUGGAGCACACCAACAGAAAGCAGAGCGCCAAGCACAACAAAAGUUUCGGAAAUUAAAGUUCUUUCUACAAGGACAACUUGUUGCAGAUAAUCAUUCCUGCCCAACAUGGGGGUUCCGGGAACAGGGGGGGGAAAGUCGGCAUACUCUGCAACAAAUGGGAGUCUUUAUUGCUUUUAAUCGACCCUCAGCCAAAUAACCAGUUCAUUCGUGAUUGGCUUGCUGCAGAAACCAUGUGGCUCACAACCAACUGAAUAACUGCAGGACCGGAAGAGAUGCUGAGGUCCAAAACAGAAAGUAAGGGGGAAAUGAUCAACAGGAAACUGAGCCUAUGGAAUCAACUUCACGCAGAGCUUGGACAGGAUGUUUGCCUGGUUGCUAAGGAGAGACUGACGCCUGCGGGGACUUGAGCGUGACCAGUGGAAGUAAGACAAGAUUCAGCCAAUGAAAAGAGUGCCGCAAGACUUAGGGUCCAAUCAAUGAAGGGCAGUAGUGUGGGUCGUACCAAUAUGUCCACAAGACAGGGGAAUUCUUAGAAAACUACAGACAAGAGUUCAUAAAGGUGAGCCCUCGGCGCAUAAAACGGUGAAAAUAUAGCUCUCAUUAUCCCUAAAUGUCAAUGCAGGACGAAAAUAAGUCAGGCUUCCAGCCUGCACAGGGUUGUAGCAGACUCAUUUCCCCUGCAGGUAUUUAGCACGUGGUGCGCCCCGAUUAGUCACGUGAGCCGGGUCCAAGAUGGCGGCGGGGGUGGCCGGGUGGGGGGUUGAAGCAGAAGAGUUCGAGGAUGCACCUGACGUGGAGCCACUGGAACCCACGCUUAGCAAUAUCAUCGAGCAGCGUAGCCUUAAGUGGAUCUUCGUCGGGGGCAAAGGAGGAGUUGGUAAGACCACCUGCAGCUGCAGCCUGGCGGUCCAGCUGUCUAAGGGACGGGAGAGUGUUCUCAUCAUUUCUACAGACCCAGCUCAUAACAUUUCAGAUGCUUUUGAUCAGAAGUUCUCCAAGGUGCCUACCAAGGUCAAAGGCUAUGACAACCUCUUUGCUAUGGAGAUAGACCCCAGCCUGGGCGUUGCAGAGCUCCCCGACGAGUUCUUCGAGGAAGACAACAUGCUGAGCAUGGGCAAGAAGAUGAUGCAGGAGGCCAUGAGCGCCUUCCCUGGCAUCGAUGAGGCCAUGAGUUAUGCUGAGGUCAUGAGGCUGGUGAAAGGCAUGAAUUUCUCAGUGGUGGUGUUCGACACAGCACCCACCGGCCAUACACUCAGGCUCCUGAACUUCCCCACCAUCGUGGAGCGGGGCCUGGGCCGCCUGAUGCAGAUCAAGAACCAGAUCAGCCCCUUCAUCUCACAGAUGUGCAACAUGCUGGGCCUGGGGGACAUGAACGCUGACCAGCUGGCCUCCAAGUUAGAAGAGACCUUGCCCGUCAUCCGAUCCGUCAGCGAACAGUUCAAGGACCCAGAACAGACGACCUUCAUCUGUGUGUGCAUCGCCGAGUUUUUGUCCCUGUAUGAGACGGAGCGGCUGAUCCAGGAGCUGGCCAAGUGCAAGAUCGACACCCACAACAUCAUCGUCAACCAGCUUGUCUUCCCCGACCCCGAGAAACCCUGCAAGAUGUGUGAGGCCCGACACAAGAUCCAGGCCAAAUACCUGGACCAGAUGGAAGACCUCUAUGAAGACUUUCACAUUGUAAAGCUGCCACUGUUACCUCACGAGGUUCGGGGAGCCGACAAAGUCAACACCUUCUCUGCCCUCCUCCUGGAGCCCUACAAGCCCCCCAGCACCCAGUAGCCAACGCCAUUCCAGCUGCUGCCACUUCAUACCCUCCUCUUUCCCCACGGGGCAGAGUUUGCACAAAGUCCCCCAUAAUGCAGGGGGAGCCACUUAGGAGGUGGGAGGGGGUCUGUUCCCCCUGGUGGAGUCUGGGGAGGCUGCAAUGCCCCCCACCUCUUCCUGCCUCAUACUCAAUAAAAUAAUCUUAAACAGCUGUGUUUGUCCGUGGAGGGGUGGGUAGUAAGCACUUGUGUGAUGAUUCUGCACGCGUGUUUGGCUCCCUCUCACACAGGUCCAUCCAUAGCAAA
This is a messenger RNA of Rattus rattus (black rat), 2246 nucleotides long. It is a transcript of the gene Get3, whose product is annotated as guided entry of tail-anchored proteins factor 3, ATPase. The coding region runs from base 910 to 1956 and encodes 348 amino acids. NCBI's taxonomy places the organism in Eukaryota, Metazoa, Chordata, Mammalia, Rodentia, Muridae. The record is from RefSeq and is a predicted model, not a curated record. Gene Ontology annotation, cellular component: GET complex. Gene Ontology annotation, molecular function: ATP binding; ATP hydrolysis activity. The transcript has 7 exons. Gene Ontology annotation, biological process: post-translational protein targeting to endoplasmic reticulum membrane.